CCAUCAGUCGCCUUCUUCCGAGGCCACCUUUUGUAGAGCACUUGCGGGGGAAUGGGCAGGCCCUGGCGCCCCACGGAACGCCCCUUGCGUACUUCCCUCGCCGCUGUUUGCAGACGGUCACCAUGAAGUUCAACCCCUUCGUGACCUCGGACCGCAGCAAGAACCGCAAACGCCACUUCAAUGCCCCCUCGCACGUGCGCCGGAAGAUCAUGUCUUCCCCUCUGUCCAAGGAGCUGCGGCAGAAGUACAACGUGCGCUCCAUGCCCAUCCGAAAGGACGACGAGGUCCAGGUGGUUCGAGGACACUACAAAGGUCAGCAGAUCGGCAAGGUAGUACAGGUGUACAGAAAGAAAUAUGUCAUCUACAUCGAGCGGGUGCAGCGUGAGAAGGCUAAUGGCACAACUGUCCACGUGGGCAUUCACCCGAGCAAGGUGGUUAUCACCAGGCUAAAGCUGGACAAAGAUCGGAAAAAAAUUCUCGAACGCAAAGCCAAGUCUCGACAAGUUGGAAAAGAGAAAGGCAAAUAUAAGGAAGAACUUAUUGAGAAAAUGCAGGAGUAAAUAUAACCUGUUGUGCAACCACAGUGUAGCUGUAGGUUUUUAGCCUGGUGUGUUCUCCUUUGAAACUUUUCAAGGUGUUUCUGGAAUAUUCCAUUUCCUUCCUGGUUUAUUAUUGAUAUGUGGCUUUGUAAGUCUGUUGUUGUUUUGAUUAAUUUUAUGAAUAAAAAUUGGAAAUGUUUCUUAAUUCCAA
Messenger RNA from Miniopterus natalensis, 750 nucleotides. RefSeq names its product ribosomal protein L26 like 1 (gene RPL26L1). NCBI's taxonomy places the organism in Eukaryota, Metazoa, Chordata, Mammalia, Chiroptera, Miniopteridae. Gene Ontology annotation, molecular function: RNA binding; structural constituent of ribosome. Gene Ontology annotation, biological process: translation. Gene Ontology annotation, cellular component: ribosome; large ribosomal subunit. The record is from RefSeq and is a predicted model, not a curated record.